AUGAGCUCCUAUUUUGUUAACCCUCUUUUUUCUAAGUACAAAGGCGGCGAGUCACUGGAGCCAACUUACUACGACUGCAGGUUUCCACAAAGCGUUGCCCGCAGCCACACGCUGGUUUACGGACCCGGAGCAGCCGCACCGGGCUUUCAGCACCCGUCCCAUCAUGUGCAGGACUUUUUCCACCACGGCACCACGGGGAUCUCCAACCCGGGAUACCAGCAAAACCCUUGCGCUUUGGCUUGCCACGGAGACGCAACGAAAUUUUAUGGAUAUGAAGCCCUUCCGAGGCAAACGCUUUAUGGUACCCAGCAAGACGCAAGCCUAGCGCAAUACCCAGACUGUAAAUCGUCGAGCAGCUCUAACCCCGGAGAAGGACAAGGCCACUUAAAUCAAAACUCCUCUCCCAGUCUUAUGUUUCCUUGGAUGAGACCCCACGCCCCAGGAAGACGGAAUGGGAGGCAAACCUACAGUCGCUACCAGACUCUUGAACUGGAGAAGGAGUUUCUCUUCAACCCUUACCUGACCCGCAAGAGAAGAAUCGAGGUGUCCCACGCCCUGAGCCUCACCGAGCGGCAGGUGAAGAUUUGGUUUCAGAACAGGAGGAUGAAAUGGAAAAAAGAGAACAACAAAGACAAGUUUCCGGGUCAGAGAGGAGAGGCUGAAGCCGAGGAAGAGGGCAACGAGGACGGUGAAGGGGAAGAGGCAGAAGAGAAAGAAGCGGAAGAGAAAGAAGAGAGCAAGGAGUGA
This is a messenger RNA of Chelmon rostratus (copperband butterflyfish), 747 nucleotides long. It is a transcript of the gene hoxc8a, whose product is annotated as homeobox C8a. The record is from RefSeq and is a predicted model, not a curated record. NCBI's taxonomy places the organism in Eukaryota, Metazoa, Chordata, Actinopteri, Chaetodontiformes, Chaetodontidae. The transcript has 2 exons. The coding region runs from base 1 to 747 and encodes 248 amino acids. Gene Ontology annotation, molecular function: RNA polymerase II transcription regulatory region sequence-specific DNA binding; DNA-binding transcription factor activity, RNA polymerase II-specific. Gene Ontology annotation, cellular component: nucleus. Gene Ontology annotation, biological process: regulation of transcription by RNA polymerase II.